Molecule: messenger RNA, 1714 nt
Organism: Vitrella brassicaformis
Lineage: Eukaryota; Vitrellaceae
Source: the annotation of a GenBank genome assembly
GAAGUGACCACCAUCUACACCAUGGACGAGGGCGUGCAGGCCGGGGAGGGCCUCCAUGCGGAAGGCCUCCCGGUGCUGUAUGACCAGGCCCAGCUGGUGCGCAUGCUGAGCGAGGGGCUGGAGAAAGAACUGCCCAAAGACGCAUCGCUGAUAUCACUUGGCGCGAGCAAGUCGGUGUGGGGGAAGUUGUGGGUGGCGGCCGAGAACACCUUCACGAUUUGGGGGACAGUUGUCGUUCUGAUUCUCACGCGCAUCAAGGAGAUCGGUUUGAAGCAGGCCCUCACUGCCGAAGAGCCCUACGGAGAGGUGAGCAGCACACACAGGACAGCAAUGCACACACUGCACACACAGCAGGCUGCCCCUCAUUCUGUUGCUCCCUUUCCUGUCAGUUGCCCUUGGGUGGCCUGGGCACGUUCCGCAUCAGCGCAUCCCUCUCGGUCUUCCUGCGGGACAUAUUCACCGAAACGGGCGUCAACUGGGGCUUCCAAACCCUGUACGUGCCGUCCAUCAUCCCCUUUGUCCUCGUCUCCCUCCUCACCAUGCUGCUGCACCGCAAACGGCUGCAGGCGUCACCAUGGAGGAUAUUCACCGAGACCGCCAUGCGCCUCAAGACACCUGUCAUCGCACUGUGUGGUGCCUUGUCGCUGGUGAAUCUGCUGCAGAGGGCGCCAGAGGGGCGCGAUUCGCCAGCCACGACGGUGGGCCAGACGCUGUCUGCCGCUCUGGGUGUCGGCUGGGUGGUCAUCGCACCCAUACUCGGAGCUCUCGGCAGCUUCUUCUCUGGGAGCACCACGGUGAGUUGGUGAGGCAUGCGUGGAAAGACGAUACUUGAAUCAAUGGCUGGUCUUGGUUUUCCUUAAUCAGGUGGCGAAUCUGACGUUUGGUGAUAUCCAACGAGUGGCGGCCGAAGAUCUGGUGAGUGGGCUGAGAUGACUAGAGAUGGCGUGCUCUCGUGUUGCUGACCUGACUGUUGGUCUUGUUGGUCUGUCAGGAAAUGUCCACGACAUCAUUCCUGGCCCUGCAGUCCAUGGGUGCCGCACUGGGCAACAUGGUGGGUGAGAGGUUCAAGAGACAGAAAACGAUCAUUCCUGCGCGUCUUCACUUCCCCUGUGUUUGCUGUCUGUCUGUCUGUCUGCCUGUCUGUCUGUCAGAUCUGCAUCCACAACAUCCUGUCUGCAAGGACGGUGUUGGGCGUGGAGGAGCCCGAGGGCGUCUUCAUCAAGAAGACGGCCCUCCCAGCGCUUGUCUACUACGUCAUCGGCACAGCACUCGGUGCGCUCCUGAUCUUCACCACUGCCUGGUGGGGAGCCGUCGACGUCGCGUGAGAGAGACUUCUACUGGCUGGGCCAUCCAUCUUUUUGGCCUCUCUGAUGACAGACAUCGUCUGCCGCAUUUAUACAUACACACACACGUGUGGUUUCCGGUCGUGGUGUGAUGGAUGUCCGUUAUGGUGCCUUUUUGGGAGGGGAGGGGAGUGAGUGUUGAUUCGCUAUCGCGAUAGCCUGCAGUGUCUUGGUUACUUACAUUCAUGUGGUGCAGUCAGUGUGGUGUGUUUUAUAGCCAGGCAGGGAGGUAGAUCGAUCCGUGUCGGUCUGUCAGCUCCCGACGAGGCAGUCGUCCCUUUAUGGAGCUGCGCUGUGCGGGAGCAGAGGGCGGCGGACACCAUUAGGCAGGCCACGUUUUUGCGGCCGGUUUCUAGUAGGCAAGAAGGAAG